Molecule: messenger RNA, 1110 nt
Organism: Thermothelomyces thermophilus ATCC 42464
Lineage: Eukaryota; Fungi; Ascomycota; Sordariomycetes; Sordariales; Chaetomiaceae
Exons: 2
Coding region: 169-951 (260 amino acids)
Source: RefSeq, a predicted model, not a curated record
CUUCACUGUGCCAAACUUGUAAAUCGGUGCCUACCUUAAGCGAAAUAAAUAUUUUCCCACAUUUAUGAAGCUUUUUUUUUGGUCCUGAGUGAUAAGCAAGCUCACAAGUCUUCGUCUUCAAUCCCACCAUAGAGGGUGACGAGAAAGAAGAUUACGCAAGAAUUCACAAUGACCGAAACCUGCAAGGCGUGCCACGAUCCACUCAUAAUAUCUCUGGACCCGGAAGACUUGGACAAUGGCGAGAAUCAGCCGCAAACCGUCCCUGAUGACCUUCUCCUGCCGUGCGGCUGCCAUUUCCACUGGCAAUGCCUUCUCGACGAGUCAUCCACAAUAGUUAGCACCCUCUCCUGCCCCUCUUGCAACACCUACCUAUCCUCCAACGCCGCCGGCGCCUCCUCCUCCUCGUCCUCCUCGGCUCCGGCCCCGGCGGAUCCCGUCAUCCUGACCCACUACACCAACGAGGGCGGCGUCGACCCCUCCCUCGACAUCUACCCCUCCCUAGCCGAAGAGGCCUACCUGACCGCCCACCCGGAAGCCCGUCCCGCGCGGGCCUUCCACACGCUCGUGUCCGAAGGCGAGGUGCAGGGCAUGGUGGAGCUGCUCGCGGACGUGGACGGGAACGAGGAGGCGCCGCUCUCGGCCGCCCAGCUGCUCGCCUGGCGAGAUCCGCUCAACGGCGGGCGGAGCGCGCUGCACGUGGCUUUGGAGGCGCGGCAGGAGGAGGCGGUCUGGUUGCUUCUCUGGCUGGGGAGCAGGGCGAGGAGAGAGGACUUCCCCGAGGCAGUAGUCCAAGUUGCGGCCGCGAACGGGUUACCGAGGCGACUGGAGGGGGUGGAGGAUGGGGAGGAUGUGAGGUUUGUGAAGGAUGAGAGGGGAAGGACAGCGGGAGAUGUUUGCUUGGAACUCGGGGAGCCCUGGACGAAGUUGGUUGAGGGAGGCUUGUUCAGUUAAACAACAAAAGUACCUAGCCAGCGGCAGCGACGCCGGCUGAUGAGUGGUGGCGAGGGGUAACGGUUGUUGAGAAGUACCAAAAGAAAGGAAGUAAAUGCAUCCAAGGUAAAAUUUGCUCUAGAUCACGGUUGAGAGAACGAGACUUAUUUUUUUUUUUAA